AUCGGCGUUAAGAAAGGUGGAGUUUCUGGGCACGGAAAGUUCCUCAUCAUCAUUCGCUGAGAAGGACCGCUAACAUCAGGUUUCGCUCAAUAACAAGAAGAUGCUGGCAUGCACGGAAAUGAUCACAAUGUGUCUUCAGUCGGCGAAGCGAGAGCAUCUUCGCUCAAAGCAAGAGCAGCAACUGCUGCAGAACCACGGACUUUCCAUUUUUCACGACAUUUUUCAUCGUGCAGACAAAAAUGAUGAUGGCAAGCUCUCCUUUGAAGAGUUCAGAGCAUACUUUUCUGAUGGGAUUCUCACAGCCGACGAGCUUCAGGAGCUGUUCUGUUCAAUCGAUGGGCGACAGGCUAACAACCUUGAUAUAGACAAGCUCUCAGAUUACUUUUCUCAGCAUCUUGGGGAGUAUCUGCAUGUUCUCUCGGCUCUAGAAAACCUCAAUAUUUCAAUCCUAAAAGCAAUGGACAAAACUAAAGAGGAAUACCAGGGCUCUUCCGUGCUGGGUCAGUUUGUAACACGCUUCAUGCUGAGGGAGACAUCCAGCCAGCUGCUGUCUCUUCAGAUGUCCCUGCAGUGUGCCAUGGAGGCCGUAGAAGAGCAGAGUAGCCCCACAGCGGCUGAGGUAAAGGUACCAGAGCAUCUCUCUGUACAGAAGAAUAACAGGAAAUGUGGCCGCAGAAUGCAGAAAAAUAUGUGCCUGUCUCCCACAGACCCGUACUCUGGCAUCCUCACUACAGGUGUUACUGUGGACGCAGAUGAUCACUGGUCCUCUCAGAUCAACAGACUGCAACAGCUCAUUGACAAACUGGAGUGCCAGAGUCCAAAGUUGGAACCCCUGAAAGAGGAUCCACUAGCUAGCACAUAUAAAUCAAACAUUCUGUUGGUCCAGAGGCAGAUGAGAGUGACAGAGGAUAACCUCGAGGAGUUUCAAAAGGCUCUGAAAAGCUAUGCUGACUCCACUACCAACCAGAGUGACAACCUUCAUGUGUCCAUCCAGAAGCUGCCUGAGAAGAGCUGCUACAUAAUAUAUGAGUUCUGGCAAGACCGCAUCUCCUGGAUGAGUUAUCUGCAGUCUGAGGCAAGUAAAACAUUCCAGCGGUGCAUCAUUGAUACACUGGAGGAUCCUGAACUCGUCUCCACCAUGCUUAUGCCUGCAUCCUGGUGGAUCAUGACAAACAAUUAACCCUUAAAAAAAAAGCAAUAUGCAACCGCCAUCUUAAAAGAAGGAGAAGGAGAAAUGGAAUCCCAAAAAUGACCCUACACGUGGGAGGGUUCUUUCCAGUUCCAAGUCUGAACCUGACAGCACCUUAUGGCUUCACUUCGGUUCUUUUUACAGUCAGCCUUGUAUGGAAAAAAAAAACAAAAAAAACCCCAGAAACCCCAAAUGGAACCACCACUCAGGCAUGGUUCUAAUCUCUCUAGCAUGUGUAGAAAUUCAAAAUGACUUUCACUCUCAGCACAAGCGGGUGACUAAAGCGUUUGAAGAUAGCGUGGCUUUGAUGUGGAAACCGCUUACAGAUUAGAAAAUCCAAAGCUCUGUCCUAAAAACACAAUAAAAAUACAUAUGUGGAAAGGCGGAGUACUACUACUUUGACAACUUCAGACUCAGUGUUUUGCUUCUUGGGGUACCAGUUUAUGAAAAAAACAAGGAUAACUGUUCAAGAUUGCAUGCUUAUUAAAGCUUUUCAUUUUAGACAUCAUUGACAUAAUCCACCCCUGCUUGCUCAAGGUGACUAUUUCUAAAGGUAAGAUCAAACUGUGUGGUCCUGUGGAUAGAAUAGUCCUUAUGUGGAACGUAGCCUUUCUGCCUCGUGGUUCCUCAGUCCCCAAGUCCAUUCAGUACUAGCUCAUUUAAACAAAGGUAACUGGUUUACUGAAUUCAUUUGACCUCUUAUUGUUUUAUAAACAUCAAAAUCUGCAUAUGUUGUGUUAAUUGCUUGACCUAAGGAAAUGUACUCAGAUUUAUUUAUGCAACUGUUUGAAUAUUCAUCCACUGUAUUUAAGCAUCUAAGAAGAAAUAAAAUUAAAAACAAUUUGUGUA
Molecule: messenger RNA, 2038 nt
Organism: Electrophorus electricus (electric eel)
Lineage: Eukaryota; Metazoa; Chordata; Actinopteri; Gymnotiformes; Gymnotidae
Source: RefSeq, a predicted model, not a curated record